GCCUGGUUCCCGUGUUCAUGGCCUGGAACCAGCUCGCAACAUCUCCCGCCCACCUGACAGCGUGAGAGCUUCACACCCGCGGCCACAGCAUACGCAUACAGACGAAGCCAAGCCCUCCGACGCCAGGAUAUUCGCUCAAAUCGAACAACGACCUACAACGCCCUCCGUACCCACUGUGUUCUCUGCGCCGCACCUAAUCGGAGCAGUCUGCUGUGAUACUUUGUGGCCCCCAACCCCACGGAGCUCUCGCCUUGACCCGGUUCCUGGAUUGGCUCAUCUUGCAAGGCACCAGGGAGCAACCGGCUACGGCCGCGCUACAACGUCGCAGCCGCGCCAUUUGGUGUUGUGCAGUCGCUGAGUGCGACCGAAACACUCGAAAAUGCUACUUCCCAAGGGCGGCGUCAGCUGGAAGGCUGCGAGAGCAAAUCUCCCUCCGAGGAGAGCAAUAUUGAUGUUCUUCACCAGGUCGCGGUUCCUCCUCCUUAUAGCCCUCGCCAGCAUAAUAGUGCUGCUAUGGCGCGGCAUCCGAAGCUCAGCACCCGAGAUGCAGAGGUUCUACUGUUGGGGCCCCUCGAAACCGCCCAUGGAGAUGACGCCGAACGAACAAGCAGCAUGGUCAUCCCACCUCAAUACCCCUGUCAUAUUCAACAACCACGCCCCGCUGGAGAUCAACUCGUCGACCAUCCAAUAUAUUGACCUAAACCCAAUCAAGUCCACCACCAGAGCCAUUCAGAACAAUGAGCGAGUCCUCAUCCUCACCCCGCUCAAGGAUGCCUCCCGAUACCUCUCCAAGUACUUUGAGCUUAUCGCCAAGCUUACGUACCCCCACCACCUCAUCGACCUUGCUUUCCUCGUCAGCGAUAGCACGGACGAUACAAUGGCUGUCCUCGCCGCCGAGCUUGACCGGAUUCAGAAGCGCCCGGACAACGUUCCCUUUAGAAGCGCUACGGUGAUCCAGAAGGACUUCGGCUUCACGCUGAGCCAGGAUGUUGAGGACCGACACGGCUUCGCCGCCCAGGCGCCGCGACGCAAGGCUCUUGGGAGGGCGCGGAACUACCUGCUGUACUCGGCGCUCAAGCCCGAGCAUUCGUGGGUGUACUGGAGAGAUGCGGACAUUGUCGACAGCCCCGAUAAGAUUAUCGAGGACUUCAUCGCCCACGAUAGGGAUGUUCUUGUUCCUAACAUCUGGUUCCAUCGCUACGAGAACGGCCGCGAUAUCGAAGGCAGAUUUGACUACAAUUCAUGGAUCGAGUCGGACAAAGCUCGUAAGCUGGCCGCGAGCCUGGACAAGGAUACGAUCCUGGUCGAGGGCUACAAAGAGUUCGACACGGGGCGGACGUACAUGGCGAGGAUGGGCGACUGGCGGAACAACAAGGAUGAGGAAAUUGAGCUGGACGGCGUCGGUGGUGUCAACAUCAUCGUCAAGGCCGAUGUGCACCGAUCAGGUAUCAACUUUCCGUGCUAUGCCUUCGAGAACCAAGCAGAAACGGAAGGCUUUGCAAAGAUGGCCAAGCGUGCCGGCUAUGGUGUCUAUGGCCUGCCUAAUUACGUCGUCUGGCACAUCGACACCCAGGAGAAGGGCGGAAACCUAUAAGCGUUCCGCACCUGCCUUUCCUCGUCAGUUCUGUGGGCACAAUUGAGAGAUGUGCCGCUAAUCAAGGCGGUCACCCUCGUUUUGUUGGACCGCAGCCCUCCUCUCCUUUUGAGGACACCGAACUACGAACCCUAAUCAACUUUGGAGACAGGCGUUCAGCGG
Thermothelomyces thermophilus ATCC 42464 is the source of this 1756-nucleotide messenger RNA. Its product is annotated as glycosyltransferase family 62 protein. The transcript has 6 exons. The coding region runs from base 452 to 1594 and encodes 380 amino acids. Gene Ontology annotation, molecular function: alpha-1,6-mannosyltransferase activity. The record is from RefSeq and is a predicted model, not a curated record. Gene Ontology annotation, biological process: cell wall mannoprotein biosynthetic process; protein N-linked glycosylation. Lineage: Eukaryota; Fungi; Ascomycota; Sordariomycetes; Sordariales; Chaetomiaceae. Gene Ontology annotation, cellular component: mannan polymerase complex.